This is a messenger RNA of Thlaspi arvense, 1740 nucleotides long. The record is from the annotation of a GenBank genome assembly. NCBI's taxonomy places the organism in Eukaryota, Viridiplantae, Streptophyta, Magnoliopsida, Brassicales, Brassicaceae.
AUGGCUAAGGGAUCUCAUUUCUUCAUCAUUCUUUCGAUAAUCUCGUUGUUUGCAAACACAAUUAAUUCUCGAAUAUUAGAUCGACAAAGUUUUCCCGAUGGUUUCAUUUUCGGAACGGCUGCCUCGGCAUUUCAGUACGAAGGAGCAACAGACGAAGGUGGCAAGUCUCCAGCUAUCUGGGACCACUUUAGCCGUACUUACCCAGAAAGAACCAUGAUGCAUAAUGCAGAUGUAGCAAUUGAUUUCUAUCACCGCUAUAAGGAUGACAUUAAAUUGAUGAAGGAGCUAAACAUGGACGCUUUCAGAUUCUCAAUCUCGUGGGCGAGAUUAAUUCCCACUGGAAAGCUUAAGGAUGGAGUGAACAAAGAAGGUGUACAAUUCUACAAUGAUCUCAUCGACGAACUUCUUGCUAAUAACAUACAACCUUCAAUGACACUCUAUCACUGGGACCAUCCACACUCUUUGGAGGAGGAAUAUGGUGGCUUUUUAAGCGCUGAAAUUGUAGAAGAUUUCCGAGAUUUUGCAAGAGUUUGUUUCGAAGAGUUUGGAGAUAGAGUUAAGAUGUGGACAACGAUCAACGAACCGUACAUUAUGACUAUUGCCGGUUACGACCAAGGAAACAAGGCGGCUGGACGAUGCUCGAAAUGGGUUAGCGAAAAGUGUCAAGCCGGUGACUCGAGUACCGAGCCUUACAUCGUUUCGCAUCACGUUCUUCUUGCUCAUGCCGCUGCAGUAGAUGAAUUCCGAAAAUGUAACAAAACAUCACAUGAUGGUCAAAUUGGUAUAGUUUUAUCACCAAGAUGGUUCGAACCUUUUCACUCCGACUCUAUUGAUGAUAAAGAAGCAGCCGAACGAGCUCUUGCUUUUGAAAUUGGAUGGCAUCUUGAUCCAGUGACUCACGGAGAUUAUCCAGAGAUGGUGAAAAAAUACGCAGGGGAUAAGUUACCUUCAUUUACCGCGGAAGAAUCGAACAUGUUAAAAAAUUCAUCAGAUUUUGUCGGAAUAAAUUACUAUACAGCACGCUUCGCUGCUCAUAUUCCUCACAUCGACCCAGCAAAGCCUCGGUUCAAGACUGAUCAUCACGUCAAAUGGUCACUGACUAACCACACUGGCCACAAUAUCGGACUUGGGGAUGAAAGGGGCAUAAUACUGUCACACCCCGAAGGCUUGCGAAAAGUGCUGAACUAUAUCAAGGAUAGAUACAAUAACAUGCCGGUCUACAUCAAAGAAAAUGGAAUCAACGAUAACGACGAUGGUACAAAACCAAGAGAAGAGGUUCUUAAGGACACAUUUAGGAUUGAAUACCAUGACAAACAUUUCCAACAACUUCACAAAGCUAUGAUGGAAGAUGGGUGUGACGUAAGAGGAUACUAUGCAUGGUCAUUGAUGGAUAACUUUGAAUGGGAGCAUGGAUACACUGCUAGAUUUGGUCUUUACUAUGUUGACUUUGUCAACGGUCUCAAACGUUAUCCAAAAGACUCGGUCAAAUGGUUUAAGCGGUUCCUUAAGAGAGCCAUUGGAGAGACUAGAGAAGAGGAUGUCAAGGAGAUGUCACGUGCGGAGGGGAAUAAGACUCUGCAGGAGCAACUGCGUUUUGAAGAAUCGGCUGGUUUUUUUGUUUCUUUUAUGGCAGCGAACCAGUCGAAGAGAGAAGAGGAGAAAAAUCGUUGCUCCUUUGACUUUCCUUAUAGACAUUUCAGUGUUUUGCAGGGGAUAGAUAACCCAUCGUCAUUUUAUUGA